Messenger RNA from Triticum urartu, 2876 nucleotides. RefSeq names its product putative linoleate 9S-lipoxygenase 3. Gene Ontology annotation, biological process: lipid oxidation. Gene Ontology annotation, molecular function: oxidoreductase activity, acting on single donors with incorporation of molecular oxygen, incorporation of two atoms of oxygen; metal ion binding; protein binding. NCBI's taxonomy places the organism in Eukaryota, Viridiplantae, Streptophyta, Magnoliopsida, Poales, Poaceae. The record is from RefSeq and is a predicted model, not a curated record.
ACACCCUUCCUCCCUCUCGUUGUCCCCUUUUUGAUUCGAACGAAGAUGUUGAGCCCGGGUGGCAUCGUGAGCGACCUGCCCGGGGCUGGGGGGCUCAAGGGCUCCCUGGUCCUCAUCCCUAAGAAGGUGCUCGACUUCAACGACUUCCACGGCACCGCCAUGGACGGCGGCACCGACACCCAGCUCUUCGGCGGCGGAGUCACCUGCCAGCUCAUCAGCUCCACCCUCCGCGGCCGCACUGCAGGCAACACGAGCCGCGGGGAGGUGGGCGCGGAGGCAAACCUGGAGCCGAGUCUCCUGAAGAAGAGCCUGUUGGGCGUCCCGACGGGCGAGGAGAAGUUUGAGGUGACGUUCAACUGGUCGAUGGAGCUGGGCGUUCCCGGCGCGAUCAUCGUCAAGAACAAUAGCGACACCGAGUUCUACCUCAAGACCAUCACCCUCGAAGAUCUGCCCGGCCAUGGCGCCGUCGUCUUCGUCGCCAACUCCUGGGUCUACCCGCAUGCCAAGUACAGCUACGACCGCGUCUUCUUCACCAACAACACAUACCUGCCGCACCACAUGCCGGCGGCGCUCAAGCCGUACCGUGACGACGAGCUCCGGAACCUGCGGGGUGACGACCAGGAGGGGCCCUACGAGGAACACGACCGCGUCUACCGCUACGACGUCUACAAUGACCUCGGCGACACCCGCGACGUCCUCGGUGGCUCCGAGGACCUCCCCUACCCGCGCCGCGGCCGUACCGGCCGGAAACCCUCGGCUAACGAGCCCGACCACGAGAGCCGGGGAGAGACCGUCUACGUGCCACGUGAUGAGCAGUUCGGCCACCUCAAGGAGUCCGACUUCCGGGCCUACACGAUCGCGGCGCUGGUGCACGGGAUCAUACCGGCCAUCCGCGAGUACUUUGAGAACGACGACACCCCCAGCGACUUCGACUCUUUCGCUGACGUUCUCAAGCUCUACGAGGGCGGCAUCAAGGUGCCCAACGUCCCGGCCCCCGGUCCCGAGAAGGUGCGGAAGAGCUCCCAGCUCCAGCUCCAGCUUGUCAAGGACGUCAUCACCCCCAUGGCCGACGACCCUCGCUUCCUCAAGCUCAAGCUCCCGAGGCCGCACAUCAUCCAAGAGCACGAGAAAGCAUGGAUGACUGACGAGGAGUUCGCGAGGGAGACGCUGGCCGGCGUCAACCCCAUGAUGAUCAAACGUCUCACGGAGUUCCCUCCCAAGAGCACUCUGGAUCCUAGCAAGUACGGCGACCACACCAGCACCAUCACCGAGGCGCACAUCGGCGAGCGCCUGGAGGGCCUCACCGUGCACCAGGCGCUCACCAGCAACAGGCUCUACAUCGUGGACCAGCACGACAACCUGAUGCCGUUCCUCAUCAACAUCAACAACCUCAAGGACAGCUUCGUGUACGCGACCAGGACCCUGCUCUUCCUGCAAGGGGACGGCACGCUCGCGCCGGUCGCCAUCGAGCUCAGCUCGCCCCUGCUCCAGGGAGACCUGACCACGGCUGAGAGCACCGUGUACACGCCGGAGGACACCGGCGUCGAGGGCUGGGUAUGGCAGCUCGCCAAGGCCUACGUCGCCGUGAACGACUACGGCUGGCACCAGCUGAUCAGCCACUGGCUCAACACGCACGCGGUGAUGGAGCCCUUCGUCAUCGCGACCAACAGGCAGCUCAGUGUGACCCACCCGGUGCACAAGCUCCUGCACCCGCACUACCGCGACACCAUGAACAUCAACUCGCGAGCUCGGGGUAUGCUCAUCAACGCCGACGGCGUCAUCGAGAUGACCGUGUUCCCGGGCAAGCAUGCUAUGCCCAUGUCUUCCAUGGUCUACAAGAACUGGAACUUCACCGAGCAAGCUCUACCAGACGAUCUAAUCAAGAGGGGCAUGGCCGUGGAGGACCCAUCGAGCCCGCACAAGGUGCGGCUGCUGAUCGAGGACUACCCAUACGCCGCGGACGGGCUCGCCGUCUGGCACGCGAUCGAGCAGUGGGUGGCAGACUACCUGACCAUCUACUACCCCAACGAUAGCGUGCUGCAGGGCGACGUGGAGCUACAGGCGUGGUGGAAGGAGGUGCGGGAAGUCGGGCACGGCGACCUCAAGGAUGCGGCAUGGUGGCCCAAGAUGCAGACAGUGGCGGAGCUGAUCAAGGCAUGCGCCACCAUCAUCUGGAUUGGGUCGGCGCUCCACGCGGCCGUCAAUUUCGGGCAGUACGCCUACUCGGGCUACCACCCCAACAAGCCGUCCAUGAGCCGCCGACCGAUGCCGGUGCCGGGCAGCGAGGAGUACGCGGAGCUGGCGCGUGACCCGGAGCGGGCGUUCAUCCACACCAUCACCAGCCUGCUCCAGGCCCUGGUGGGCAUCUCGCUCAUGGAGAUCCUCUCCAAGCACUCCUCUGACGAGGUGUACCUGGGCCAGCACGACACGCCGGCGUGGACGUCGGACGCCAAGGCACUGGAGGCGUUCAAGCGGUUCGGGGCCAGACUGGAGGGCAUCGAGAAGCAGGUGGAGGCCAGGAACCAAGAUUCGCGGCUAAAGAACCGCAUCGGGCCGGCCAAAUUCCCGUACAUGCUGCUCUUCCCCAACACCUCCGACCACACGGGCGAGGCCGAGGGGCUCUCGGCCAAGGGCAUCCCCAACAGCAUCUCCAUCUGAGGAGGUCCAUCUCUGCUUGCACCGGAACUAGCUAGCUAGUGUGGGAGUUCUGCCGGUGCAUGCUUGCCAUGGGAUGACCUCAAUAAGGCAAUAAUGCGUGCUCGACGGGUCCGAUCGACACGCUGAAGCGCAGCUGGCUACUGCCUACCGGUUAAUGCAUCAUUGUUUAGAGAAAAUUUCCCUUCUUUUGGCCAAUAAUAAAAUCUAUGUUGUGAUGC